UAAGGUAGUGUUCAUGGUGUCAUUUAGCAGAAAACCGAAUAUCGCACUGCGAACACCAAUUCUGGUCAUUCCUUGUAUCUUGGUCGGGUUACGUCCUGUAUAACAAGCAGGCAUAUGUAUCCUUUAACUGCCUCCAUAUAUGCUUAGAUAAGGUAGGCGUAACGAAAACUUACGGUCGUAUACAGUUCCGAACCCAUCGUCUGCGCGUUGGCAAUUGUUGGUCGAAACGUAAUACUUACCAGGCCGAGUCUUUUAUGACAUUAUCAGGUCAAGCUACAGCAAGGAGCAGAAACUGUUGCCGACACCAAAGAAUAUUGCCAAACCUCUCCUCGGGUUACUAGCUGCCAUGGCAACGAUAUGCAACAAUUGACAAUAUUGAUUUUUAGCAAGCCCCGCUCCACUAAGGCUGGUCACUGGUCUUCUUUCUGCCACACGCUGUGGUCGGAAUGGGGUAGCCGCUACGCAAACUGCCUUCGUAAUUCAGACAGUGACGGAUGAGGGUUCAGCUGCAAGCUUUCUUGCUGUCGGUGCUGCUUUUGGCGACGAAUUGUGCCUCCCGCCAAGGCGCGUUGGAGAAGCAGUCCCUAUCAGCCUGGCGCAGCCACGUAGUCGCACAGAAUCCUUACGAGCAGGCGACCGCGCGGCGAGCGUCGCUGCGUCGUCAACUUCUGAGCAGCGCUGACGGCAUUCUCACAUCAUCCUGCGACGCACAGUGCCAGGCGGACCAGCGACAGGCUCUAACGCAGCUCUUCAACGCAUGGGCAGGCGCUGGCUGGACUCGUCGGCGCAACUGGCUGAACAGUACCGCCUCUGUGUGUCAGUGGGAGGGCGUUCUGUGCUGCCUCAGCAGCGCCCUGGACGGCAUCGUUUCCGACAACGUGGUCCUGCCGGAUGCUGGGGACCCGCAGUGCCCCGACGGCGCCGCGGGCGUGGUGGCGCUCAGCCUCGCCUCCAACAACAUGACGGGCGACCUGGGGGCGGUGCCCUGGGCCGCAUUCAGCACCACACUGCUCGCCCUAGAGCUGGACGACAACUCCCUCUCCUGCAGCUCCUCCUUCUGGUCGGCUGCGGGCGGUCUGCCCGCGCUGGCGGCGCUGCGGCUGCUGUCCGCGGGCUCCAACCAGCUGUCGGGGCCGCUGGGGGGGCUGCGGGCGCCCGCCAACCUGAGUGCGGUGCUGCUGCCGGGCAACCGACUGGGCGGGCCGCUGCCGCUGGAGCUGCUGGAGCUGCCGGGGCUGCAGUACCUUGACCUGGACUCCAACCAGCUGAGCGGCUCGCUGCCCGCCGCCGCCUUCUCGGGUCCGGGGGCGCUGCGGACGCUGCACCUGGCGGGCAACAACCUCACGGGGCCGCUGCCGGGGCUGCCGGAGGGGGCGGCGCUGUCAGACUCGCUCACCCUGCUGGACCUCUCCAGCAACCAGCUCAGCGGCAGCCUGCCGCCCUACCUGGCCGGCCUGGCGCUGGCCUACCUGGGGGCCGCCGGCAACCGGCUGAGCGGCCCCGUGGCGCCGCUGCUGCGCGCCUCCUGGUCGCUGCUGCACCUGGACCUGCGCGGGAACCAGCUGGGGGGCAGCAUACCCGAGGACCUGAGGUGCAGGCACCUGGAGUACCUUGACCUGGGCUCCAACCAGCUGAGCGGCUCGCUGCCCUCCUCCCUGUCCGGCCUGCGCGACCUGGAGGUGCUGCUGCUGGGCGGCAAUGCGGGGCUGGUGGGGGAGCUGCCGGCGGGGCUGGGGCAGGGGGCGGGGCUGGCCUUCCUCAACCUGCGCGACACGGGCAUGCAGGCGGGCGUGGCGGGGCAGGCGGGGCUGCCGGAGUAUAUCAGCUUCUCGGAAACCACCACCUCCAUCGGCAGCGGCCCUGGCAGCCUGCACUGCCCGCAGCCGCUGCUGCGCGGUCAGCUGCACCUGGAGAUGUCGCCCUACUACUGGCAGUUCGAGGGUUGCAACUGCGGGGCGGGCUACAUACCCAACCGCACCUUUGCCAACGGCACCACCACCAACACCAGCAGCAGCUUGCUUAGCAGCAGCAGCAGCACCACCAGCAGCAGCAGCAGCAGCCGGGUGGUGUCCAUGACGUGUGUGGCGGCGGGUCCGGGUCCGGGUGGUCGUGGUUUGCUGGUGUCCUGGUGGGUGAUUGUGCUGGUGGUGGUGGGCGGGUUGGCGCUGUCUGCCGCGCUGCUGCUGCUGCUGUGGCGGCUGGUGCCCUCGGUGGUGCGAUACCGGGCAGCCAUGGCCAAGCGCAUGCCGCCGGGGUUCAGCCAGCGCACGCGGGGGUGCAAGGUGACGCUGGUGCUGACGGAUGUGGAGGGCAGCACCGAGCUGUGGGAGUGGGACACGGACCUGAUGGCAGCUGCCAUCGACCUGCACGACCACACGCUGAGGUCGCAGAUGUCCAAGUGGUACGGGUACGAGGUGCAAACGGAGGGUGAUGCCUUCCUGAUGGCCUUCCACGAGCCGGCUGACGCGGUGGGCUGGUGCAUCACCACACAGCUGGCACUGCUCAACGCCGACUGGGAUCGCGAGCUCUUCCGGCACCACAAGGCCUGCAUCGAGACGCACGAGUCGCUGCAGCCCACCUCCGCCUCGCACUCCUCCAACGUGCAGGGCCUAGCGCAGGG
Molecule: messenger RNA, 2620 nt
Organism: Astrephomene gubernaculifera
Lineage: Eukaryota; Viridiplantae; Chlorophyta; Chlorophyceae; Chlamydomonadales; Astrephomenaceae
Source: the annotation of a GenBank genome assembly